CGAGCCGCGUCCGCGAGCUCACGUGACUGCGCAGGCGCGGUGAGAACAGGUGCCGAUCCGCGGCUGCGGGAAGUUGAGUGAUCACGAUGCAGAGAGAACAGAGUCCCUCAGCUUCCCUCAUCGAUAGAACCAUCAAGAUGAGAAAAGAGACAGAAGAUAGGAAAGUGGUUUUAGCCUGGGGACUCCUAAAUGUUUCUGUAGCCGGUAUGAUAUAUACUGAAAUAAUUUUAAUUUUUUUCAGGACUGGGAAAUUAUUAAGUUCAUACUAUAAUGUUACAUACUGGCCCCUCUGGUAUAUUGAGCUUGUACUUGCAUCUCUCUUCAGCCUGAAUGCUUUAUUUGAUUUCUGGAGGUAUUUCAAAUAUACUGUAGCACCUACGAAUCUGGUCAUCAGUCCUGGACAGCAAACACUUUUAGGAUUGAAAACAACUGUUGUGCAGACCACUCCUCCGCGUGAAUUGGUGGCAAACAAUAUCCCUCCCUCUACACCUUCUCCUCCAAUACAGGGUCAAAGUGUGUUGAGUUAUAGCCCAUCUCGAUCCCCCAGUACAAGCCCCAAGUUUACUAUGACAGGAUAUAGCCCUCAACUUCAAGGUCUGUCAUCAGGCAGCAGUGGUUCUUACAGCCCUGGAGUGACCUACUCACCUAGCAGUAGUUAUAAUAAGGUAUCUGGUUAUAGUCCUUCUCCUGGUUCUUCUCCAUAUCCUACAACCAUUGGUCCAGCAGAGAGCUGUGGCUUGCGAUCUCGAUACCGGGCUUCACCAACUGUCUAUAACUCUCCAACUGGCAAAGAAGACUACAUGACAGAUCUCAGAACCCUGGACAAUUUUCUUCGAGGGGAAGAAGAGAAGCAACAUAGGGUUCAGCUGGGGAGUACAGAUUCCACUUCACCUUCUAGCAGUCCUACUUUCUGGAACUAUAGUCGUUCUGUGGGCGAUUAUGCACAGACACUAAAGAAAUUUCAAUACCAGCUGGCUUGCAGGUCCCAGGCCCCAAGUGCUAACAAGGAUGAAACUGACCUUGGUUCUAAACAGGCUGCAGAAGAGGUGUGGGCAAGAGUGACUAUGAAUCGACAACUUCUUGAUCAUAUGGAUUCAUGGACUGCCAAGUUUAGAAAUUGGAUCAAUGAGACAAUAUUAGUGCCACUUGUUCAGGAAAUUGAUUCUGUCAGUACACAGAUGAGAAGAAUGGGCUGCCCAGAGCUACAGAUAGGAGAAGCUAGUAUUACUAGCUUGAAACAAGCUGCCUUGGUCAAAGCCCCACUCAUUCCAACUUUGAAUACUAUAGUGCAAUAUCUAGACCUCACACCAAACCAGGAAUACUUAUUUGAAAGGAUCAAAGAACUCUCCCAAGGUGGUUGCAUGAGCUCAUUCCGAUGGAAUAGAGGUGGGGACUUUAAAGCACGAAAAUGGGAUACAGACCUGCCCACUGAUUCUGCUAUCAUUAUGCAUGUAUUUUGCACUUAUCUUGACUCUAGACUACCUCCACAUCCUAAGUAUCCUGAUGGAAAAACAUUUACUUCUCAGCACUUUGUUCAGACACCAAAUAAACCAGAUGUUACAAAUGAAAACGUUUUUUGUAUCUACCAGAGCAACAUUAAUCCUCCCCAUUAUGAGCUAAUUUACCAGCGUCACGUCUACAGUCUUCCAAAGGAUAGAAAUAACAUGUUCCAUACAUUAUUGAUGUUCUUAUACAUCAUAAAGACCAAAGAGUCAGGAAUGCUUGGGAGGGUUAAUCUCGGCCUUUCAGGAGUGAAUAUUUUGUGGAUUUUUGGAAAAUAGCUCGACUAAUCUCUUGCUUUUGAUCUCCUUUAUUUUAACUGGAGGGUUAAUCUUGGUCUCUCAGGAGGAAUAUUUUGUGGAUUUUUGGAGAAUAGCUCAUUUAUCUAUUUUGAGCUCCUUUAAUUUGACUGGAUCAAAUAAAAAUGUCAUCCUUUUUGAAGAAGAUUCUAAGACUCCUGUUGCUGCACAGUCUGAAAUAGGAUACAUAACACACUCCCGACAAAAUGAAAGCUGUAGUAGUAAGAAGCUGUUGUCAUUGUUAACUCUGACAUCUUCUGUUACAAAAAAAGUCAUCAAUUUUGGUUUACAUACUUUCAGGGUUUUGUAAUUAUCUGCUAUAAAUAUUGCCCUCUAGAGUUCCUUUGAAGAGAGUGUGUCAUCUUUUUAAUAAACUAGGGUUUGGGGGUGACCCUCAGAAAUGAAUCCAUUCCAUAGGAUCGCAAAACCACAUACCUAAGGUAGUUUCACAAUCCGUUUUCAGUCUCAAGUAUUUUGGCAUAGGUUCAUAUCUUAAAGACAGUAAAUUGUGAACUUAGUUGGUAAUUUGUCCCCAGAUUUCCCAUCUUAUGAAUCACACGAGACAUAAAAGCUUAACUAUUGGUUAAAACUAAUUUACCAGAGAUAGUAAAAAGAUUUUACAGUAUUAGUUCCAAAGAAUCUGAAUUUAAGUUAAACUUGAAAUUUUGACAGAAUUUCAUUCAGCUCUUUUCAUCAAGUUUCUCAGGGGUAUUGGGGAUUAGUGAGUAACAAAGAACUUUAUAACAUUUGGUUUUAAUAUGCCAUUCACAGUAUUGUAUUAUUUGAACAUUUCCGUCUUUUAAAGUUAAAAUGUCAGCCUACCUGUUUUAAACUCUCCAGAAAAAAAUUAUUAAUGCCAAGAGAAAGUAUACUUUUUGUAUUUUCUUCUUUCAAAGAAGGGAAAGGGGGUAGAUUGUAAAUAAUUGAGUGUGAUAGUGAAUGUGUAGCUAGAAACUUAAGGAUUACUAGGAGUUUGUGUUUAUUAAAAAAUGGGUUUAUUAAAAAUGUCAUACCAAACUA
Molecule: messenger RNA, 2819 nt
Organism: Phascolarctos cinereus (koala)
Lineage: Eukaryota; Metazoa; Chordata; Mammalia; Diprotodontia; Phascolarctidae
Gene: TMEM209
Product: transmembrane protein 209
Cellular component (GO): membrane
Source: RefSeq, a predicted model, not a curated record